ACUCGAGGAAGGUGGUCUUGUUGGAACGGUUCUCGAAUCUCUAGAAGGACUAAAAUGGGUGCUACAAAAGACGGCGAGAUUCUUUUGGGGUCUGAGAACCUGAUCAUCGAGGUCGACGAGGAAAAGCGGCGGACGAAGCAGUUUUCCUGGUUCUACGCACCCACAUAUCUGCUUUUCUGGGUGGGACUUUUCUUCGCCGUCAUCUACCCACUUUUCCAGGCUCUGCCCACAGGAAUCAAGAUCUCCGACGAGGCGGCGAACCCGGGAAAAUUCGUGGCGGAAAGGGCCCAGCAAAUACUGCUGAAAAUCAGUCAAAUGGGACCGCGAGUGGUGGGCGAUGUUAGCAACGAAGUUACCGUAGUGAAUUUUCUGCUCGAAGAAAUCGAAAAAGUGCGUCAGGUGUUACGUGAAGAUGUCUACGAUAUGGAAGUGGAGAUACAACGGGCCUCGGGCUCAUAUGUGGUAAAGGGCCUCACGAAUCACUAUCAAGGUGUGCAAAACGUGAUCGUUCGACUGAGUAUGAAGAGCUCCAACAGCACUAACUACCUUCUGGUGAACAGUCACUACGACACAAAGCCGGGUUCACCUGGUGCUGGUGAUGAUGCUGCCAUGGUUGUUGUAAUGCUGGAGGUUCUUCGUUUAGUGGCCAGCUCGGGAGAUCCCAUCCUGCAUCCCAUUAUAUUCCUGUUCAAUGGCGCCGAGGAACAACCGAUGCAGGGAUCACAUGGGUUUAUUACCCAGCACAGAUGGGCAGCAAACUGCAAGGCACUUCUUAACCUGGAUUCUGCUGGAGCAGGUGGACGUGAUCUGCUAUUCCAGGGAGGUCCAAAUCAUCCAUGGCUGAUGGAACAUUACAGAAACAAUGUCCCACACCCAUUCGCCACGACCACCGCCGAGGAGAUUUUCCAGGCUGGAAUCAUACCUUCGGAUACCGACUUUAGGAUCUUCCGCGACUUUGGAGUGGUGCCGGGUUUGGAUAUGGCUGGCGUCUACAAUGGCUUUGUGUACCACACGAAAUUCGAUCGCUACACGGUGAUAAGCCGCGACUCGCUGCAGAACUCAGGCGAUAAUUUACUGGCGCUUGUGUGGAGUAUUUCGAAUGCUGAGGAAAUGUAUGACACUGAGGCCUUCGCUUCGGGACAUGCUGUGUUCUUCGACUUCAUUGGCCUGUUCUUUGUCCACUACCAGGAGUCCACCAGUGUGAUCCUGAAUCUCUGCUUCUCCUUUGGGGCCAUUGCAAUCGUGUGUGUCUCGCUCUGGCGAAUGUCGAGGGUUACGGGUGAGCGCCUGGGCACCUAUGCCGGGGCCUUUGGCCUCCUGUUCCUGCUGGCCCUGGCUGGGGUCCUUCUUGCCAUCGCCUUCCCCCUGCUCAUGGCCACGUUCUACGAUCUGGGCAACCGCACUUUGACCUACUACAGCAACAGUUGGCUGGUCAUCGGGUUGUACAUCUGCCCCUCGGUGAUUGGACUGGUUCUACCCAUGACCCUCUAUCUGACGCACAAAAGAAAUGAGAAGAUUCCCCACACCUACUACCUGCACAUAGUGGGUCACGCCAACUGUGUGAUUUUGGCCAUCUUGUGUUUGGCAACAACAGCUCUUAAAUAUCGUAGCGCUUACCUCUUCCUGAUCUCCCUCAUUUUCUACGUAGCCGCGCUGAUAAUAAAUCUUUUGACUCGUCUGCAUUGUCGUGGCUAUCUUUGGUCGCUGGUGCUGAUUGUUUUCCAGAUAAUACCCUUCAUAUACCACGCCUACUUGUUCCACAUGUUUAUACUGAUUCUCAUUCCGAUGGUGGGUCGAUUUGGGGUCUCCAUCAACCCGGAUCUACUGAUUGGCGCUCUGUGUGCUUUUGGAACUAUUUUGGCGUUGUCCUUUGCGGCUCCUCUGGUCAACAUUUUCCGAAGACCACACUGCAUGUUGGGCGGCUUGGCACUGGUCAUGUUUAUUUUCUGCAUGAUUUCCGUUUCGGAAGUGGGAUUCCCCUAUCGCGCUAAAACGAAUGUAAUGCGAGCUGACUUUAUGCAAGUGCAUCGAAAGUUCUUCGAGUAUGAUGGUUCAAUGAGUCUCGAGGACUCCGGCUACUACUUCCACCUGGGUGAUCGCAACAAGGAGGCUCCCCUGUUGGACCACAUGAACCUGACCAACUUGGUUGCUUUUGAUGAAGAUUGUGAUUCCGAGUUGAUGUGCGGACUGCCCUGCUACCGAUACUGUAGUUCUCGAACCCACGCACUUUGGCUUGCCCGCGAGGAAAUGGUGGAGCUGCCGUAUCCCACGGUCCUGGAGUUCCUCAACAAGACGGUUCUCUCCGGUGGCUACCAGGUGCGCUACGAGUUCCGGCUGAGCGGUCCGCCGAACAUGGGGCUCUUCUUCCAGCCGCUGGCCGGUGUUCGCCUGCUCCGCUGGACAUUCGCCCCGGGAAUGCUGGACAAUCCCGCCACGUACAGACCUCCACUGGAGGUAAUGCUCACCUACGGCAUCGACGACACGCCCUUCGAGUUCUUUGUGGAGUUUUCGAAGGACAAUGGCAACUUUGAUGAGCCCGUCUUCGAGAUGGGCGUAUCGGGUCACUAUGUGAGUCCGCACGACAAGCGGGAUGCGCUGAGCGAGGAGUUCCUGGCCACACUUCCGGACUUUGCCUUCUCCAUGGAGUGGCCCAGUAGCUACGAACGUUACGUAUUCUAGGGAACCCAGACCAGAGCAAGUAAAACACCAAGUCAAUGACACACCCAAACCGAAAACGGUAGUUUUAUAUUUCCGAAAGAGUGUGGGCAAAUGGAUGGGGAUUAAAUAUUGGAUGCUGCAUUUCACAAUGGACCGCUAGGCAAACAAUUGGGGAGUAGUUUGGUGGGGAAAGAGCAUUGCAGAGCAGAGCAGAUGGUGGAGGAACCAUUUGUGCAAACAGCGAGUGCAGCGGGAAGCUGUUGGGCUGCGUAUAAAUAGUGAGCCCGGAAUGGGCAAAAGACACACU
Messenger RNA from Drosophila ficusphila, 2965 nucleotides. RefSeq names its product endoplasmic reticulum metallopeptidase 1. The transcript is spliced from 12 exons. NCBI's taxonomy places the organism in Eukaryota, Metazoa, Arthropoda, Insecta, Diptera, Drosophilidae. The record is from RefSeq and is a predicted model, not a curated record. Gene Ontology annotation, molecular function: metalloexopeptidase activity. Gene Ontology annotation, biological process: proteolysis. Bases 55 to 2679 code for a protein of 874 amino acids.